AUGAAAGACUCGACAAGUGACGAGCAUGCGCCGAUGCUGCUGGCUGUCAACGCAACCUCGAAGAUACAUUUAAUCAUCGGCUCUACUUCGAUAGCCGCUUCGCGCUGCACAAAAAGUCUUCAAGCCGGCGCAAAGCCGAUAGUUAUUGCACCAGAGACUGAAGACGUGCACUUUUCGUUAAGAGAGCAGAUUGAACAGGGAUCGGCGCAGUGGAUUAAAAGAGAAUUCCAAGACGAGGAUUUGAAGACUUUGGGUCGCGAAGAAGUCGAUCAUGUCGUUGAUGCGGUUUUUGUCACAUUGGGGAGUGGCAACCCUCUCAGUUCACAUAUAUUCAAGCUCUGUAACCGGCUCAGGAUACCAAUCAACGUGACUGAUGCACCGGACCUGUGCUCUUUUACAUUACUCUCAACACAUUCAGACGGCCCGUUGCAUAUUGGUAUCACGACUUCAGGACGCGGAUGCAAGCUUGCCUCACGCCUGAGGCGAGAAAUUGCCUGCUCACUGCCCGCAGAUUUCGGCAAGGCCGUCGACCGCCUGGGCUCCCUGAGAAGACGAAUCUGGGAGGAAGACCAGGCUGGGUCCAAACCUGAAGUCGAAGACGAAGAUUCGGCUGCCCAAAGCCAUACUUUCAACUCCCUAGUUACAGAUGAGGAUUCCAAUGCGGCCAAAACCAGAAGGAUUAGGUGGUUAUCUCAAAUUUGCGAAUACUGGCCCCUACAGAGGCUGGCAUCGAUAUCCGACUCGGAUGUUGAUUCAAUCCUCAAAACAUAUUCGUCUAGUGUUUCAAAUGAGGCUUUGCCAGUGACCAGCCGUCCUGGGAAAGGGAAAAUAGUACUGGCAGGCUCAGGGCCUGGGCAUCCAGACCUUCUUACGCGAGCCACACACAACGCGAUUAGAGACGCAGAUAUCAUUUUAGCCGACAAACUCGUUCCAGCACCGGUCUUGGGCUUGAUUCCUCGACGGACAGAAGUUCAUAUUGCGCGCAAAUUUCCUGGAAAUGCCGACCAAGCCCAGGAAGAAUUUCUUCAAAUGGGCUUAAAAGCCCUUUGGGAAGGAAAACAUGUUCUUCGAUUGAAGCAAGGCGACCCUUAUCUCUACGGCCGCGGCGCAGAAGAAUUCGACUUUUUCCGGAAUGAAGGAUAUACACCCCUUGUGCUCCCUGGCAUCACAAGCGCUCUUAGUGCUCCUUUAUUCGCCGAUAUUCCGGCAACUCAUCGCGGAGUUUCCGACCAAGUCCUUGUUUGUACGGGCACUGGUCGGAAAGGGGCCGCGCCCGAACCUCCAACUUAUGUGCCAACACAGACGGUAGUUUUUCUCAUGGCUCUUCACAGACUUUCUGCGUUGGUAGAUAGCUUGACUGUCACGAAUUCAGACACGAAUGAGCACCGGGUUCUCUGGCCAAGAAUAACCAUGUCUGCUGCCAGGCCCGCGCAAACACCCUACGUGUCUAAUGGCCGAGUACUCGAAACUCCCCCGCUGACGGCGCGAGUUGUCCGCUGGGUCGAUAACGCGUACCUCUUCUUUGGGCUUUACCUUGUCUCUUUAUUCGCGCUGGACUCGUACGCCGCCGCACAAGGUUCGCAGUUUAAUAUCUCCGCGUCCCACAAUAACCCUAAUACUAGACCCCGCUGGGGAGGUCGCAGUACCGGAGGAGGAGGAGGUGGUGGUGGAGGUGGAGGUUGGGGACCAGGCGGUGGUGGUAAUGGUGGACGGAAAAUCGGACAAGUGGAUGAUGUUCGAGGGCCAGAGUGCAAGAGCUGUCAAUAA
This is a messenger RNA of Talaromyces rugulosus, 1767 nucleotides long. RefSeq lists its product as uncharacterized. The transcript is spliced from 5 exons. Gene Ontology annotation, molecular function: uroporphyrin-III C-methyltransferase activity. The record is from RefSeq and is a predicted model, not a curated record. Gene Ontology annotation, biological process: siroheme biosynthetic process. The coding region runs from base 1 to 1767 and encodes 588 amino acids. Lineage: Eukaryota; Fungi; Ascomycota; Eurotiomycetes; Eurotiales; Trichocomaceae.